UUCUGGCGUUGGCAAGUUCCUCAGCGAGUGAGAUCUUGUCUUUGGCUUGUUAUGAGGAAUGGAUUGCUCACUAAUAGUGAACGUUAUUGGUGUCAUCUUUAUGAAAUAGAUCUGUGUAACAUGUGCACUGGUGGGGAGGACACCAAUUUACAUGUCCUUCGCAAGUUUGGAUUGUCUUGAUUCCUCUUUAAAUAGAGAUCUUUUCUUCGAUACACCAUUACAAAGGCGGAGUUGUGGGCUGUCUUUCAUGGCAUCAUAUUUGCUCAGUCUUUAGGGUUAGAUUCUGUUCUCGUAGAGUGUGAUAAUAUUACCAUGUUAGCUAUGAUCCAUGGAUCUUGCCAACCUUUGGAGUGUUGUCGAUCCUUAGUACAAGCUAUUUGUGAUUUAAUGCAAUUAAAUUGAGAGGCCUGUGUGACUCAUAUUUUUUGAGAGGCAAAUGCUUCGACAAAUUGAUUGCUUCAACAAGGAGGGAAACAAUUUGCAGUCAUUCGCUUCAUUGCAUUUCUGAGGCUCAAACGACCGCAGAUAAGAAGAGACGGGCAGGCCCAUUACGAUAGCUUCGGUUCGGGUUAGGCCCAGACCACUGCACGGCCACGCCACUGUUACUUCUGAAAACACCAUCAAAAAAAAUUGUGAAGCACAGGAGAAAUUGUGGAUCGUUUACCAAAAUCUACAUAAAAGUCCUUUCUCAGAUCAUCUACAUUUGAUCCCCAAUUGGCACCUUGAAUUGAAGUUGAAGUAAAACCAAGUAUAAUCAAACCAAGUAUAAUCACAUCAUCUACAAAAGCUAAAGCGGAGAGAUCCAAAUUUACGAAAAAUGGAGGCUCCGCAAGGAGGAGACAAAUCGAACCACCAGUCCUCUUCUCCCAUUCCCGUCGUAUCCAAUUUCUGGAAAGAAUUUGAAUUGGAGAAGGAGAAAACUGUGUUGGAUGAACAAGGACUUAGGAUAGCUGAAAAUCAAGAGAACAGUCUGAAAAACCGACGAAAGCUUGCAGAGAGCACUAGAGAUUUCAAAAAGGCUUCACCAGAGGAAAAGUUAGGUUUGUUUAAUUCUUUACUUAAGGGCUACCAAGAAGAAGUUGAUAAUCUUACCAAGAGAGCAAAAUUUGGAGAAAAUGCUUUUCUGAAUAUAUAUCAGAAGCUAUAUGAGGCUCCAGAUCCUUAUCCAGCUCUUGCAUCAAUAGCUGAGCAAGAUCUGGCAUUGUCUGAGCUGGAAUCUGAGAAUCGGAAGAUGAAAAUUGAGCUUGAAGAGUUUAGGACAGAAGCAACUCGCUUAAAGAAUCAGCAGGCAACAAUAAGAAGACUUGAAGAACGUAAUCGUCAAUUAGAGCAACAGAUGGAGGAAAAAGUGAAGGAAAUUGUGGAGAUGAAACAACGUAGUUUGGCUGAAGAGAACCAGAAAACACUAGAAGUUUUAAAAGAAAGGGAGCAGUCUUUGCAAGAUCAAUUACGACAAGCUAAAGAAAGUGUUGCCAAUAUGCAGAAAUUGCAUGAACUUGCACAAAGCCAAUUGUUUGAAGUCCGUGCUCAAUCAGAGGAAGAAAGGGCCGCAAAACAGUCAGAGGUCAAUCUUUUGAUGGAUGAAGUGGAAAGGGCUCAAACGCGACUUCUUAGCCUUGAGAGAGAAAAGGGUCUCCUCCGUUCUCAGUUGCAAUCAGCAAAUGAAGAGACAGGAAGUAAGAAUAGUGACAGUGUGGAUUCAAAUAGUUUUCUUGAGAAUUCUUUGAGUGCGAAAGAGAAGAUUAUAUCUGAACUGAACAUGGAACUCCACAAUAUUGAAACCACCUUGACAAAUGAGCGAGAACAGCACAUGAAUGAGUUCAAAAAGUUGAACAUGGCACUCAAUGAGAAGGAACUUGCUCUUGAGGAGAUGAAGAAAGAGCUUCAUGCAAGGCCAACUGCAAAAUUAGUUGAUGAUUUGCGUAAAAAAGUGAAAAUUCUGCAGGCUGUGGGCUACAAUUCAACUGAGGCUGAAGAUUGGGAAGUAGCUACUACUGGGGAAGAGAUGAGCAAACUGGAGUCUCUUCUUCUGGAUAAGAAUCGGAAAAUGGAGCAUGAACUCACACAAUCAAAGGUUAAACUAUCUGAGAAAGUGUCUUUGCUGGAAACAGCCGAAGGCAAGAUAGCAGAGCUUACUGCAAAAGUUAAGGAACAACAAAAGUUAAUACAAAAGUUGGAAGAUGAUAUAUUGAAGGGUUAUAGUUCUAAAGAUCGAAAAGGUGGUCAAUUUGAUGAUUGGGAUCUUUCAGAGGCCUGGGGUGCUGAGUCAUCUGAGAGUGCAGACCAGAAACAUGUAUCUUCAGAACAAGACCAGAACUCAAUGCUCAAGGUUAUCUGCAAUCAACGAGAUCGAUUCAGGACGCGUUUGCGAGAGACAGAAGAAGAGGUGAGGCAAUUGAAGGAGAAAAUAGGGGUUUUAACAGCAGAGCUGGAAAAGACAAAAGCUGAUAAUGUCAAACUAUAUGGCAAGAUACGUUAUGUCCAGGAUUACAAUCUUGAGAAAGUAGUUUCUAGGGGAUCAAAGAAGCAUGCAGAGGAUCUGGAAAGUGGCUUUACCUCAGAUGUUGAGUCCAAGUACAAGAAGAUAUACGAAGAUGAUAUAAAUCCAUUUGCUGCAUUUUCUAAGAAGGAAAGGGAUCAAAGAUACAAGGAGUUGGGUUUCAGAGACAGAAUUACUUUAAGUAGUGGACGUUUCCUUCUGGGCAACAAGUAUGCUCGAACUUUUGCAUUUUUCUACACCAUCGGGUUACAUAUCCUGGUGUUCACCUGUCUCUACAGGAUGUCAGCUUUAAGCUAUCUGAGUAAUGGCGGGGAAUCCUUUACCGGAGAUAAAAUGCAGAACCUCCCACAUGCACUUUAGUUUUACAUUGGUGCUAAUUUUUUAUCUCGUAAAAUGAAAAUGAUUUAGAGUGGAAAAAGCGAAUUCAUAUAGCCGACCCUAAAUUUUUGGGAUAAAAGUUUAGUUUGAAUUGAAAAUGAAAAUGGUGUCAAAAUUAUGAAUAAAAAAGGUGUACAAAGUGCAUGCAACAUUUUAAUUUUACUACUAGCGCUGCGAAGUUUGAAGGUGCAAUGAAAAUGGCAGCAUUCUAUUUCUUAUUUGCA
Molecule: messenger RNA, 3102 nt
Organism: Hevea brasiliensis (rubber tree)
Lineage: Eukaryota; Viridiplantae; Streptophyta; Magnoliopsida; Malpighiales; Euphorbiaceae
Product: protein CASP
Exons: 19
Coding region: 818-2860 (680 amino acids)
Biological process (GO): intra-Golgi vesicle-mediated transport
Cellular component (GO): Golgi membrane
Source: RefSeq, a predicted model, not a curated record